This is a messenger RNA of Strongylocentrotus purpuratus (purple sea urchin), 7358 nucleotides long. It is a transcript of the gene efcab5, whose product is annotated as EF-hand calcium-binding domain-containing protein 5. NCBI's taxonomy places the organism in Eukaryota, Metazoa, Echinodermata, Echinoidea, Camarodonta, Strongylocentrotidae. The transcript has 23 exons. Bases 146 to 5176 code for a protein of 1676 amino acids. The record is from RefSeq and is a predicted model, not a curated record. Gene Ontology annotation, molecular function: calcium ion binding.
UAAUGUCGUAUGCUAUAGAGGGCGCUCGCCGGACCUCAGAAAUCCAGAUGAUCGUGCACCAUAGCAACGCACAGUAAAACAACCCGAAAUAUUGAGGAGUAAAAAGAAAAAAGUAAGAUAUUAAAGGAUUGAGAGGUGAGACAACAUGGCGGAAGUACAGGCUGUCAGUCCUGCUGGUAGCCGAAGUAUGAUGGAACCCCGCCCACCCUCUCAGUCAGGUUCAAGAUCAUCAUCAAGGGUAGGAUUCACCGAGAGUGCUCACAGCAGACACAGUUCCGGGAGAAUCAAAUAUGUUCCAGCCCAUCGUCCACCUUCAAAUGCCAGGUCUACACCCUCAUCCACAGAGAGACCCGCUUCUGUCCGAUCCUUGAGGGAAAAGAAAGAACUGAACGAGUACCUAAGUCCAAUCGUCAAAACGGCUGUGAGGAGAUGGAAACGUUUCCACGAGCAGAAGGUGAUCGAGCGCUUCAAGGAGAGGCGGGAAUCCAAGAAGCAGCGUGUCAAGGAUAUCAAGGAAGAAAAGAAAAAGCUGGCUCGUCGCAUUCCCAUCGAUGCCUUAGCCGUUGAAUGGCUCAACAGAAAUGAAUUGACUGUGGAUGCUAGGGCUUAUUUACUGGAAAAACUGCUCCCCACCCUCAUCUUAGGCACUGAAAAGCUGCUCAUAGAGGCCGAGAGGCGGGACCUGACGGAGAAGAAUGAGGCAGAUCCAAAUUUCAAUCCUCUGAACUAUUUGGCACAAUACCUGAUGAGAAAUAACCCUCGUUAUAGCAACUUCCCAGAAGCUUCACCAUACAUCAGGGGAAUGCAAGAAGUCACAGAUGAAUUGAAGCAGUAUGUCUUUUCUUUUGAAGACAAUAGACUUGCCCGGGUCAAAGCAGAAACCAGGAGGAAACGUGAGCAGAUGGAGCGUACAGAAGCAUUGCAGACCCAGGAGAAGAGUCGUAGAUCUGCUCACAUCCGCAGGCAGUACAAGGAUUGGCUGCUGGACCCUGAAGGCAUGGUAGAGCAGAGGGCUAUUCAGAAUUCACUCACAUCCUUCAGAGAGGUCCUAGAAAACUUGCCAGAAGAAUUCAAGAAAGCAUCCGACUUCCUUGCAGAAUUGGAUAAAUUAGAUGCUAACGAAGAACAGUUUCAUGAGGAAGAGUUUGCACAGUAUCUCAAGAAGUACGUCCUGAAGUUGGCUCCUGAACUUUAUGAUUCACUCAUGAGCCACAUGGCGCAGUGUGCUGUUGCUUAUCGACAUGCUGCCGUGCUGGAGGCACGAAGGGAUAUUCUUCUGUCUCUCUUCACUGGUAUCGACAAUGCCGAUGUGGGCAUCCUCAACAGGCAUAGGGUGCUGGGACUCUUCGAGAACUUCUGGGAAAACGUGCCCUGGUCUAUCAAGCGUCAUUUGAGAAAUCCAAGGAAAUGGCCUGUAAUAGAGCUCAAUGAGACAGAUGAAACAGAGAGCAUUUUUUCUGUAGGGAGUUCCAUCUCCUCUGUGAAGACAAGCAGCAUAAAGGAGCUGGAGCCUGAGCCUGACGUACCCUCAGAGGGCGCUAUCCAGACGGAGGGUGAGGAGACGGUGACAGGAGAGGAUGGGGCAGCUCCAGCAGUGGUGGAAGGGGGAGAAGCUUCAGAAGAGGGGGCAAAGGAUGAGGUAAAACAAGAUGGAGAUGGUCCUGCUGUUGGUGAAGGGGAAGGUUCUAAGGAUGAGGGUGUGGCACCUGGUAAGGAGGGUGUGGUACCUGGUGAGGAGGGUGUGGCACCUGGGGAUGAGGGUGUGGCACCUGGUAAUGGUAGUGGGGAGAGUGCUGUGGAAGAGGGAGGGAAUGAAGUAGAGGGUGGGGCUACACCUGGAGAUGAAAGCAGUGCCAAAGAAGCGACGGUUGAGAACAAGGAGGCGACUGGAGAUGAAAAGGAAACUGUGGUGGAGGUAAAGAAAGAUACAGAAACACAGGACACAGAUGAACAGCAGGUAGAGUCAGAACCAGCCAAGGAGAAGAGUGGAGAUGGAGCUGGAAUAGGCAGUGAUGACAACCCCUCUGGAGUAACUGCUGAAGCAGGCAGUGAGGACAAACCCCCUGGAGAAACAGCUGAAGCAGGCAGUGAUGACAAACCCCCUGGAGUAAAUGCUGAAGCAGGCUGUGAUGAAAACCCCCCUGGAGAAACAGCUGAAGCAGGCAGUGAUGACAAGCCCCCUGGAGUAACUGCUGAAGCAGGCAGUGAUGACAAGCCCCCUGGAGAAACAGCUGAAGCAGGCAGUGAUGACAACCCCCCUGGAGAAACAGCUGAAGCAGGCAGUGAUGACAAGCCCCCUGGAGUAACUGCUGAAGCAGGCAGUGAUGACAAACCCCCUGGAGAAACAGCUGAAGCAGGCAGUGAUGACAAACCCCCUGGAGAAACGGCUGAAACCGGAGAAACAGCAAAAGCCGAAGACACAACAGGAACAGCAGCUAAUGGGGAUGCCCCUCCAGCAGAAGAGGCACCACCAGAUGGUGCUCCCCAAGAGGAAGCCAAGACAAAGGCCGGGGGAGAUGAAAGUGUCGUCCCAGAGAUUGUGGUGUCGGAUGAUGCACAGAAACCGGUGGAGGAAUCAGAACAACCUCAGGAGACUGCAGAGUCCGUCCAACCAGAAGAACCUGCACCUGCAGCAGAGACUGCAGAGGGUGCUGCAACAGAGCCGCAGCCCCAGGAGCAGGAGCCGCCUGCAGCAGGUGCAGCAGAUGCAGAGGCCGCUCCUACAGAGGCCGCUCCUGCAGAGGCCACACCUGGAGAGGCAGCUCCUGCAGAUAGUGCUCCAGUAGAGGCUGUACCUGCAGAAGGAGAGAAGAAAGAGGCUGAAGAUGUGGCAAGUGGUGAUCAGGCUGCUAACAGUGCCGAGGAGGCUAAAGCUGGGGAAGACAAAUCGCAAGAGCUAACAUCCUCAGCCAAAGAGAGAGGUAAUUUACUACCCACAACAGCCAAUACCCAAACGGGCCGUUCUACCAGUGUGUCUUUCCGUGAGGAUGCUAUCAAACUCAAAGAAGAGAAAGCUGAUAGUGAAGAUGGACCCAAGAGUCCUGUGAAGACGCCCACUGUCCGUAGCGGCUCAAGGACGGGUAGUGUCUUUGACGAGAGCGCUCUCAACUCUUCCCAGUUUGUGCAGCUUGUGGAGCUGUUCCUGGGCGAGGAUUCCCCUCAGUACGCCGUCGACGCCCUGGUCAAGUUCAUCACCGAGGGUUACGUGGAGACGGAGCAGGAGAAAUUCCUUCGAUUACAGCAGGCGAGGCGGGAGGCAGAGUCUGUCAAACGACGUCAGAUGGUGGAUCAACUCUUUGACAAGUGGGACAAUGAUGGAUCCGGCUACCUGGAUCUUGAGGAGUUCCAUUCCAUCAUGGCUAAGUUCAAAGACAACAUGGAGUCUAGAAUCAUGGCCAAAGCCAAGCAGAAGCUGGAGAAGGAGGAGCUGGACAACCGUUUAAGCAAGCAGGAAUUCAAAGCUUACGUGGAAGCAGUGUGCUCUCUUCUACCAGGUGGUCCAGACAACUUUGAUCCACUCAUUGAUUUCCUAAUGACAAGUGUGGAAAGGUCAUACGAGGAGAGAAUCAGGGGUCAAGCAAGGAAGAAGUGGUUAGCCUCUAUCAUCCAGGCAGCUGAGACGAGCGCUGGUGGCAUGCAACCUGUCUAUAAGGGUGUCUUCAACUCACUCUACAAGGACGCUGAUCAGCAUGGUCGAGGAAAGCGCAUCAGUGCUAACAUCGGUCUGCUUGAGAGGAACGAUGUCAGUCCAGCUCGUGGCCCGACCUGUCUCCGUUACGUGGCCGCCACGCCCGACGAUGCUGGCUUCAUGCUCAAUAAGAUCUUACACAGAGAUAUGAAGGGGAUCAGUUUCUCAUCAAUAGACAGUGGCAAACCCAUCCACGUCCCUCGAGUUCAGAACCACGGUAGCAUCAUGUUCUGGAACCCUGAACGUGCUGAUGAAAAAUGGGAUGAUGAAGACUUUCGGCCAUCUGUCCUUGAGGAGAAAUACAAGAAGAUAUCCAUAGAUGAUUAUGACCCUGCCAGAGACCGCCAAGGAUCGUUCCUGGUGAUACCGCUCAAGGACUUCAGGAAGCGUGUGUUUGGUUUGAUGGGGAUUGAUACCUUGAAUGACCCUCAUGAUAAGAGUAUCUUCAUCACCCAUGAAAUCAGCUUCUUCCAGGGUGUGGCCAAAUCCUUCUCGACAGCCUACCAGUACGUAGAAGUGAGACGCAAGACGCUGCGCAUCGCAGAGAGUGCCGUCUCGUGGAUCCACAGACGCAGUCCUCAUGUCCAGGAGAUCAAUGUCUUCCUGGUUGAACCAGAUGAUAAGAUUGAUGACUUUGUGCUGCGUAGGAUGAUAACUACGGAUAAGAAAGGAACUAUCACUGUUCAUGAACGUCCCUCACGCUUGGAGCGCAAAGAAAACCUCUUCAGGGAUUACCUGUUCAAGACCGUGGACAACUCUGAGACGGUGACGGCCGAUGCUUACGGUCAGCGCCAUCUUGCCUUCCCUUUGCGAGACGUGGACGGGCGCUGUUUGGCUCUGGUUGAUCUGAGUAUUGGUGACCUGAAGCAACUCCCAGGUCAUGAGAACAAGGAGGUCCAGAGGAUGCUCAAACUCCUGCAGGCUGCUCACAAGGAAGUGUCCCAGGAGUCUACAGGAGGCGACAGGAAGAUUGUACUGGAGGCGGAGAAGGGGAGCGAGGAAUCGCGUAUCGACAUCAUGUUUGACCGUAUCAUGCUGACCGACCUGCGUAACACGGUCAGCAAGCUCAACGCUCAGGCCUUUGCUGAGCUCAAGAGCUACAAGGAUCCUCCUAAGGUCAUUCAUAGCAUUCUGGUCUCUGUCCUUGCUCUCUUCUAUAGAGACAAGUAUGAGGAAGGUGAGCUGGAUGCAUGGAAUACUUGUAAGCAGUUUGUUGGUCCUGAGCUGAUCAAGAAGAUCGAGGAGUUUGAUCCCACGGCUCAACACAUUCCUGGAAUCGUUGAAAUGAUUUCUAAGCAUCUUAAAGAUGUGCCCCAUGGUGCAGUAGCAAAGCAUGGGUCGCUGCCGGCCCAGAAUCUCUACAACUGGGCCUUUGUGUGUCUCUCCCUCCUGGAGCACACCAGCAAGAUGACCAAGAACAAACCACCUGGUAUGCCUGCACCCCCUGGUACAGCAGCCUCGGGGGAGGUCCGCACCAUCGAGCAGUAGAUCUUACGUCUGCUUAUGACGUAUACGCAAAGCUCAGCCAACUAUUAUGAGGAAAUAUGUAAUGAAACUUGACAAUAGUAUAGAAUGGAUUGGAUCUGUCUUAUGGCCAUAUUAGUGAUUGCGGGAGUUUGGCAGCUUUUGUUACUCAGAGAGAGAAAAAGAAUAUUUUGAAAAAUUAUAAGUCUUUAUUGAGAACAUUUUGAUCAAAUCCAUGAUUUUUACAUUUCAAGCAGUGAGGUAGCCUUAUAUACCCAUUCAAAGGGAAAACUUUUUUUUUUAAAUUGGAAAUUAUGACAAAAAAGUUUUCUAGUUACAAGAAAUGUUGGAGAAAAUUGGCAAUAAUGAAAAUUAACAACUACAGGUACAUGGAGGGGUAAAAUUUUCAGAAACUUGGUUUGGGUCGGCUGUAGAACAAAAGCAGUCAGUGAAAAAACUCAAGUAGGUUUCUAGACCUUCAAAAACAGGAAGUCCUUUGCAUAUGAUAUCAAAAUAUUUUUCACUACAUAUUUGCAGGACUAACUUAAAUAUGAAUUUGGUUACAGUCCUGCUUAAUCUUUUUUUAAUAAAGAGAUCAGUUCAGUCAAUAUAGAAUGGAACAGGGUAUCCUGUAAAUACUUUAGUAUUUUCAUUUUUUUGUUGAAAGUAUAUUAUAAAGACAUCACUACUGAAAUCCUUUUAUGCUCUAUUGUACUAAUUCUGUACUUUUUGUAUUAUUUAUGCAUGAUCUAGUACAGACUUGCAUAAUUACAUUUAUUUGGAAGUUGAUGAGCGUAUAUAUAUACCUUUCUCAUGAAGUGAGUAUAUAACAAGUGUGAAUAUCCCAUACAAUCAGAAAGAAGAAAGAGAAGAAGAAUAAGAGAAACAAACUUAUGUGAACGGGAAUUCUUUCUAGUUCUGGAAUGUUUCUGAAAUUAUAGCUUCCAGCUACCGGUACUUAUCUUUAUCCAUCGAAACUGUAGCUGUAUUUAUUCCUUUUCACGACACCACCACUGCCGUUUUGUUUAUUGUGCAUUUUAUUUUAUUUCUGUUCUUCCAGUCACUUCAAUUAUAUUUCUUAGGUGCUCUUAUUUCUGAACCACCAUUAAAACAUUUGAAUACCUACCAAGUGUUUACUUUUUAAAUCAAAUGUAUAUAGGAAUGGAGAAGAAAUAUUGUUUGUAGAUUGACAUGGUCAUGUUUUCUGUAAUAUUAUUUACGAGCUCUGUAUAGCCAGCAAAGUGAGUACGAGACGUUUAUUUGAAACUAGUAUUUGGGUGAAUUUCCUGAUGCUGCCCUCAAACUCUGCUUCCUUCAUGAUUCUGCUGAUGUAUUAUUCAAUGUAUGUACCUGUGUUUUCAUUACUUAAACUACCAUUUCCUCUGUAAGGGAUGGAUACUGCACUGCUUACGUCACUUAGCUUAAGAUUUUGAAGCAUUUCACUGCAAUCUUGUAGAACAGACAUGUUUGAGAUCUAAGGUAUGUGGUCUAUUAACGUAGAAAUAUUUAAUACUACAUAAGAGCACUUGUAUGAGAGCCCAGGUGCAAUGAGAAUUCAAGUUUUCCUUCUUUAUUACUUGUUUUAGAAUACAUAAAUUAUUAACCUGGUUCCUAUCCAUAUAUUAUGACUAAAAAGUUUUGUUUUGUAUCAAAUCUGUAUAUAUUGUAUAGAAAUAAUAUGCUCUGUAUGAGAAUUACUUAUUAUAACCAAUUCAAUAGAGCCGUCCAUACUAUACCGUCCUUCCAUAAAAUGUAUCGUCGGUUUGGAGCCAGAAAGGGCAUUAUUAUUAACUUAUAUAUUUAAACACAGAGUUACAUGUAAUGCCCUUCUGGCCUUGAACAGACGGUAUCUAUUGUAAUAUACUAUCUAUAUAAGCUAUAUGAAUCAAACUUUGAUAUUUUAAGGAUGUUUAUUUAGGAUGUUUAUUUGUGAUCAUGAUUUGUGAUCAGGCAGCUAUCCUUAAACAUUUCUUUGUCAGUGAAUGUAAAUUAAACUUUCUUUCAGGCUAUACAUUUUUCUUUACAAAAUGUUGUAUACUUAUGUAUGUAAAUUUGUAUAUAAACCGUGUACAUUUACUAAUUCUAGAAUGAACUUUAUUGUACAAAGCUCAUGUAAUGGGGUGAAUUAUAUUAAAGGUUUAAAAGUAUAUAUUUGUACAAUAUUUAAUCUAUUGUAUAUUGAAUAAAUCGAUUGCAUUUCCACCUA